Messenger RNA from Bombina bombina (fire-bellied toad), 1147 nucleotides. It is a transcript of the gene MYF6, whose product is annotated as myogenic factor 6. The coding region runs from base 78 to 800 and encodes 240 amino acids. The transcript has 3 exons. Gene Ontology annotation, biological process: regulation of transcription by RNA polymerase II; muscle organ development; positive regulation of myoblast differentiation. The record is from RefSeq and is a predicted model, not a curated record. NCBI's taxonomy places the organism in Eukaryota, Metazoa, Chordata, Amphibia, Anura, Bombinatoridae. Gene Ontology annotation, molecular function: protein dimerization activity; DNA-binding transcription factor activity, RNA polymerase II-specific; RNA polymerase II cis-regulatory region sequence-specific DNA binding.
UAAAUUCCUUUGGAGCUUUGCUUUUUUGAGAACAUCACUUCACUCUAGCAGGGUACAGUAAUCAAGGGCAAAGCAUUAUGAUGGACCUUUUUGAAACAAAUUCCUAUUUCUUUUAUUUAGAAGGGGAUAAUGGUGGCUUUCAUCAGCUGGAAAUGUCAGAUGGAUCGCCCUUGUACCCUGGUAGUGAAGGCACAAUGUCCCCUUGCCACGAUCCAUUGCCUGCAGAUGGUGGAAGUGACAGCAGUGGAGAAGAACAUGUAUUGGCCCCACCUGGUCUCCAGACCCACUGUCCUGGUCAAUGCUUGAUGUGGGCCUGUAAGACAUGCAAAAGAAAAUCAGCCCCAACAGAUAGACGAAAAGCUGCAACUCUGAGGGAAAGAAGGAGGUUAAAGAAAAUUAAUGAAGCAUUUGAAGCACUCAAAAGAAGGACUGUAGCCAACCCAAACCAGAGACUCCCUAAGGUUGAAAUUUUACGCAGUGCUAUUAGUUAUAUAGAGAGGCUGCAAGACCUCCUGCAGAGACUAGAUCAGCAGGACAAACCCCAGAAACCAGAAGAGUCAUUCAAUUGCAGAUCCAAUGAAGCCAAUGUCCAGAAUGAAGAGUUCCUAAGCAUCUGCCACUCAGACUGGGAAGAUAUUCCUGAUCAUUCCCGAAUGCCUGAGUUGAACAUAAAAGAAGAAGGAGCCAUUCCUGAGACUUCUGCAUCCAGCAGCCUGCAAUGUCUCUCUUCUAUAGUGGAUAGCAUUUCCUCAGAGGAGCCAAAACUCUCGAGUAACAUUCAGGACCUAGUAGAAAACUAACAUAAAUUUAUUUUAAAUGCAUUACAAGCCCAGGAACUUACAAACCAUAAAAGACAGUCAGUGGGGCAAUAUGCUGAAAUUUCUGCAACGUUAUGGAUGGUUGUUUUGAUAAAAAGAAAUCUAUUUCACAAAUUCUAUCAAAUAAUCUUAAAGGAUUAAAUCCAACAGUUUAAUAACAUUCAACACAAAGUCAUUCCUGAUUAUUCACAGCGUCAUUUUCUUUAUAGGCCCUUCAUGUAAAUAGUAUAUUUAUUUAAUAGAAGCGAUUGAUUUAUAAAAAGAAAAAAUGUACAUAAGAUUCUAAUGGAUAAUAUAAUGCCAAAUAAAACCAUUUAUGUUAGAAAAGA